Darwinula stevensoni is the source of this 1098-nucleotide messenger RNA. The record is from the annotation of a GenBank genome assembly. Lineage: Eukaryota; Metazoa; Arthropoda; Ostracoda; Podocopida; Darwinulidae.
AUGUGGCAGUUUGAAUUCGAAGAUGCAGGUACGGCCACACUCCUGCGGGAGCGGGAGCACACGGCCGUACCGAUCGACGAAUUCGUGCAGUGUCGACCGGUGCUCGCACGGGUGCUUCAGUCUCUUCGGGGUCGGAGCUUGAACUUGUCGUACUUGGACCGGGGCGACAAUGCUGAUGGGAUUCGGUGUUUCCUCUGUGGGAUCUCCAGCUCCCCAAGCUGCACCCAAAAGAGCUACCAAAACAUCACCUGCUCCUCCAGCAUCUCCAGCUGCAUGGUCCUCUACACCACCAACAAGAAAGACGAAGUGCAGCUGCGAGGUUGCGGCCUGGUGAACAAGAACGUGACGAACAAGGACUGCCUGUCGAACACCCAGGAUUCCUCGUCGGGGAAGAGCGGCUACGGGUGCUUCUGCACGGCCGACCUGUGCAACGCGGCGGGGGCACCCGUCCCGGCGGGGCUGGCGCUCGGGGUCUCCCUUGUCGCCUUCGUCGUCUCGAGGAAAAUCGCUUCGUGAUGAAUUUAUUUCCUGGGAUUUGAGUACUCUGUGAUAUCCCAUCACCAUCCCCACCCUUUCCACCCUCCCCCCCCUUCCGUUUUUUUUUGUUUGUUGCACCAACUGCCUGCUGUGUUGAAAAUUCACGAUUUGCCACGUGUCAGGGACAGACCUCGGCUGGGAUUCGAGUUACGUCAUUUGGAACGAAGACAAGAAACUUUAUUUUUUUAAUUUUAUUUUUGUGCUGAAACCCGUCCUUCGAGAAUUGCAACGUUGAGAUAUUUCCUCAUCUCGAAACAAAUUCUCUCGAUUCUCAAAAACUUUUUUUUUCACAGUUCAGCACGAUCUGAGAAAGUGCCAUCUUUUGAAAGCAUAAGCAUAUCUCCCAGCAAGACCGUUUCACAGCCUAAAUUUAAAGUCCCGCAUCAUACAAUAAAUUUCCGUAGUAACACGUUACCUGAAAUGGGUGCAAACGAGACUGAUAUAAUUUCCAUUCCCCAUUCAAGUCCUUGUCACGUGGAACCCUUUUUCAUCGCCAUAUUCAAUAGGUGUAUAGAACUCUGGAUGUGACUGAAGGACACCUGCAUGCAAGCAAUAAACGGG